Molecule: messenger RNA, 1620 nt
Organism: Fragaria vesca subsp. vesca
Lineage: Eukaryota; Viridiplantae; Streptophyta; Magnoliopsida; Rosales; Rosaceae
Exons: 6
Coding region: 1-1620 (539 amino acids)
Source: RefSeq, a predicted model, not a curated record
AUGGCGUCUAGUUCUCCUAACCUUGAAGGUUAUUUGGCUAGAGCCACCGCACAAGAUGGUGUUAGGGAACGCCAUCGCUUGGAACUAAGGCAACAACAUGGUUUCUCAGCGGGGACAAGUAAUUCAUUUGAGCGCCUUCCGGAUCGUCAGAUAGUAGAUCCCGUUCGUAGGAGGAUGCCCAACAAAUCAAUCCGUAAACUCGUUCAACAGUUCCUUCUUCUUGAAACGCUAUCGUUUCGGCCUCUGAAGGAGUUGGGAAUAGCUAUUGGUCAGAUAUGCCCUAUCACACUUAAAAUAGUCCAUUUGAUCUACUUGAUUUGGAAGAUAGCGGGCUUGAUUGUUCCUUCUCGCGUCGAAAUACUUUAUUUCUUCGCUCUCAAAUAUUCUCAAAGAGAUCAUUGCCAAGGGACUGUUUACUUGACUCUGCGGGAUUCUGGCCAUCUCAAGUUGUUUGAUGUUCCUGAUUUUGGCUCUUCCUGGCGCUCUAGUGUCUUUGUCGCGGUGUCUAGUUGGGAAAAAGACUCGAGCUGUGCUUCUCAAUAUCACACAGGGCUUGAAGUGUUACAUCUUGAUAUUCCGAUCGCUUCUGAUUGGGAACUUUAUUGUUGCAAAAGAAUUGUUGCAGUAAUCAAAGAGUUUGGAACGUUUGAUUUUCAGCACAUGUCUUCCAUUCCGGUUUUGGCGAAAUUUGGGCUUGCGCACAUCCCUAGUAAAACAUCUGAACCAAUUUUGGGCGGAAUUGUUCCUCUUGGUGCGAUUAAAGAUCAACAUGUUCGACGAUUCGCUCGCGAAGGAUCCCAAUUGAAGUCUUGUUCGGCGAGUUCUGCUUCAUCAUUAUUAAACAAUCUGGGUUCUAAAGAUUCGCCUAUCAUUGUGGAUGAGUAUGGGUCGAAUCGUGGUCAGACUUUGGAAGAAGGGGAAAUUCUUGUCCCUGUUCCACUGCGGAAUGAUGCUCGCUCAAAAAUGGUUGUGGAGAAUAAGAGGAAAAAAAGGAGUAAAAAGCAUGUUGUGAAGAAACAGAGACAUGCCAGUGAUGUUCAACUUGUAGAUUUAUUAGAAGCUUUGGGUUGCUCUGUCCCGACGGAAGGUCAAAAGGCUGCUCAAUUGCAAGAGACUGAAAAAGAAUUGGCUCGUGUGAAGAAGAUUAUCAGGACAGUAAAAAACGAGAAAGGUAAGAUGAAAUCCUUUGUCAAUUUUACCUCUCGCCGGGAGGCUAUGCUAGAGAAGAAAUGCCGUAAUCAACAAGAGUUGAUUAAUUCUACCCGUACAGACCUUCAGGAGUCAGAGAAGAAAGUGGCAGAUCUUCGCUCAGCUAACCUUGAGUUAUCCAGGUCUCUUGAAGAGGCCAAGCUUCAAUUGUCCAUUGUUCAAGAGAGAAUGUUGGCUUUGACGAAUUAUGUUGUUGUGCUCAAGCGGGGAGAUAGUGUUGAUUCUAUGAUGUCGUGCGUGAUUGAUUUGUAUAAUGAGAAUUCGCGACAACGACGUCAGCAGAAAGGGCCCGUGAUGAACAUACUGCGGAAAUUCGAACGGAUGGCCAAGCGAGCCCAGUAUCGCUUAUUUUUGGAGCAAGGUUUAUUAAAAGUUGAUGACCCUGAGGUAAAACGAACUUUAGAUUCAUGA